CGAAAAAUUGCAAUCUGACGACGACAGGGACUGAGCCUGGGCAUAUAAAUCGACAGGGGGGGACUCAGUAAACUGUCCAUAUCUUUCUUAAAACUGAACAUUUCUUGAUGAAACUUUGUAAGACAUUUUGUAUUGGAUCAUGUUUUACAAUAUCACUGUAAGAUUGGAAAAUGAUAUACGAAACAUUCAUCUAUAAUAGAGCUAAAACAUGACUUUCGUCGGAAGUCAUCACAGGUAUUGAAAAUGGCCACAGAUCUGUUGUAAAUGAGGUAGAAAGACGUUUUCGUGCAAAAAUAAGCGUGAAAUUUGAUUUUUUUUUUAAAUUUUGGCCUCUUUUUUUUUUUUAACAGGUGUGCCCAUUUUUAUCUGAGCUUUUUGGCCAAAAAGGAUCAUUUUUAUCUCUGUAAUGUUAGAGAAUGAUCAAAAUUACUAGACCUUAUUUCUGUUUUUUUUACGGAAUGAAUCGUAUUUCAGCUUCCAAGUCAAAUCAAAAGCAGACAACUGAAAUUUUCACGAAAAAUUGCAAUCUGACGACGACAGGGACUGAGCCUGGGCAUAUAAAUCGACAGGGGGUGACCUCAGUAAACUGUCCAUAUCUUUCUUAAAACUGAACAUUUCUUGAUGAAACUUUGUAAGACAUUUGAUAUUGGAUCAUGUUUUACAAUAUCACUGUAAAAUUGGAAAAUGAUAUACGAAACAUUCAUCUAUAGGUCAGAGACCACCAAUUCAAAAAAGUACAGGGAACUUACUGGGAAUGAGAAAGUAUGUCACCACAAGCUCGUUUCGAAGAGCACUUUGCCGCUUUGAAAGUUGCUGACGAAACCAUAGACAUGCUUGACCUGACGCCGGCCAUUUCUGAGGAACCGUAACCGGAAAUAAAUCGUCCACCAGUACAGAUUGUUUGGCGGAACGCGAUACUGAUGGGGUCGUUACAUCUUGCUGCGCUGUAUGGACUGUAUCUCAUACCAAAUGCGAAGAUAUCAACAUUUGUUUGGGCAUAUUUUCUGUACAUUAUUGGGGGACUUGGUAUUACGGCAGGUGCUCACAGACUAUGGGCUCACAGGUCGUACAGGGCGCGGCUGCCAAUGAGGAUCGUUCUAGCCGUAUUCAACUCUUUGGCUUUCCAGAAUGACGUCAUAGAAUGGGCAAGAGAUCAUAGGGUUCAUCACAAAUUCUCGGAAACGAAUGCCGAUCCCCAUAAUGCAAAACGCGGGUUCUUCUUCGCUCACGUGGGAUGGUUACUAGUAAGAAAACACCCGGAUGUAAAUAGGAAAGGGAAACUCCUUGGCGUGUCUGAUCUGAUGAAAGAUCCCGUUCUCCGUUUUCAGCGGAGAUUUUACCUACCAUCUGUGAUAGUGCUGUGUUUUCUCAUCCCAACGAUUGUACCAGUGUUUUGUUGGAGUGAAUCAGUUAUCAACGCGUAUUUCAUAUGUGCCACAUUAAGGUAUAUAGUCACACUAAAUUUCACAUGGCUUGUUAACAGUCUUGCUCACAUGUGGGGUAUGAGACCGUACGAUGUAAAUAUCAACCCAGCAGAGAAUGUUUUCGUCGCCAUGGUCAGCGCGGGAGAGGGAUUCCAUAAUUACCACCAUACUUUUCCACAAGACUAUUCAACGUCAGAAUUUGGAUGGUGUCUGAACAUCACAAAAUUCUUUAUAGACACGUGUGCUGUCUUCGGUCUAUCGUGCGACCGGAAAACCAUUCCAGAAGAAAUAGUUGAGCAGAGACGGCGGCGAACUGGAGAUACGCGUGUAGUUACUGCGGAGCUGAAACAGGAAUAAAUGUUGAGAACGACUAUGGUGCUAGCUCUUUCUGAAACAGAAUGGAAACUUUUAUUCUUUUAGCAUUUGCUUUGUAGGCUUUUUUAAUCAUAUAUUUUUAUGCGGUUGAGUAACCCGUCGUCAUUAGUCAGUUCUAGAAUGCUGUUCGGAAUAAAUCAAUCAAAUGAUGGACUAGAGGGACACAACCUUAUAAAGCUCAUAGCAGAAUUUGGUAACUACAAGCUUGGACUAAUACCUAGACUGACUUAAAGUUAGAACAUUGCAGACGAUUUGAGACAUUUGUGUUCCUUGCUUGUCAAAUGCAUAUUUUUCAAUUCAUUGUAUCUUUGA
Mercenaria mercenaria is the source of this 2111-nucleotide messenger RNA. Its product is annotated as acyl-CoA desaturase-like. Gene Ontology annotation, cellular component: endoplasmic reticulum membrane. The record is from RefSeq and is a predicted model, not a curated record. Lineage: Eukaryota; Metazoa; Mollusca; Bivalvia; Venerida; Veneridae. The transcript has 5 exons. Gene Ontology annotation, biological process: unsaturated fatty acid biosynthetic process. The coding region runs from base 921 to 1781 and encodes 286 amino acids. Gene Ontology annotation, molecular function: stearoyl-CoA 9-desaturase activity; iron ion binding.